Penicillium soppii is the source of this 2262-nucleotide messenger RNA. Its product is annotated as putative diaminopropionate ammonia-lyase. Gene Ontology annotation, molecular function: hydrolase activity. Lineage: Eukaryota; Fungi; Ascomycota; Eurotiomycetes; Eurotiales; Aspergillaceae. The coding region runs from base 1 to 2262 and encodes 753 amino acids. The record is from RefSeq and is a predicted model, not a curated record. The transcript has a single exon.
AUGCCAUAUCGCCGGCCGAUCUACUUCAACCCCGCGGCAGCAAAUGAGCGCAUCACCUCUCCGCAGAUCGAAGGCCUCACACAAUUCCACCAAUCCUUCCCUAAUUAUGCGCCAACACCACUAGUCGAACUUCCAGAGCUUGCAAAGGAGCUAGGCGUUCGUUCUGUUCUAGUCAAAGACGAAAGCAACCGGUUCGGUCUACCCUCUUUCAAAGUCCUUGGUGCGUCAUGGGGAUGCUUCCGAGCGGUUGCAGCACGCCUCGGGCUGCCUUCUACAGUUGCCCUCGAUGAGCUCUCAGUCAAAGCAAAGGAUGCCUCAAUUGUUCUGACAACUGCAUCGAUGGGAAAUCAUGGAAGGGCAGUUGCGUUUAUGGCUCGAUUGCUCGGCAUCGAGGCGCGCAUCUUCGUUCCUCGCUCUUUGGACCAGGGAACGCGUGAUCUCAUUGCUUCCGAAGGGGCAACUUUGGUUGCUGUACAGGGAGAUUAUGAUCAAGCUGUGCAAGAGGCCUUGAAGAAUAGCCUUGAACAGGGCGUGCUUCUUAUUCAGGAUACUGCGUUCGAGGGAUACGAGGAUGUUCCUGCAUGGAUUGUGGAAGGGUACUCGACUAUGAUGAAUGAGAUUCAGGAUGGGCUUGCCCGCCUUGAACUCCCAGGCAGCCUGAUGGUUACCCCUGUUGGCGUGGGCAGUCUUGCGCAUGCAGUGGCGAAAUAUUGCAAGUCACAGGGUACCCCCAUGUCUGUGGUUGCUGUCGAGCCGGACACGGCGGCCUGUCUGUCUUCCAGCUUGAAUGCCAGACAACUGGUGGCUGUGCGGAGCUCUGGGACCAUCAUGGAUGGCAUGGACUGUGGUACAGUGUCUUCUACUGCUUGGCCUGAUCUACAGCGUCUAGUCGAUGCCUGCGUUACGGUGUCGUCUUAUGAAAGCCAUUGUGCAGUACAAUAUCUGCAUUCAAAAUCCGUGAAUGCUGGGCCAUGUGGUGGUGCAUCGCUAGCUGCCCUGCGACACCUGGCUACAUCCAAGGAAGGAUCUCUUCUGAACAAGGAUUCUGUCGUAGUCCUCCUCAGCACUGAAGGUGCACGUGAAUAUUCUAUUCCGAAAGAUGUCUGUGUCGAUGAUGCAGUUGGUUUGACUCAAGCUUUGACUCAGAUCAACUCCUCUAACCCGACACUGUCCGUCGCCGAUGGAGUGGGCGAGACUGAGAUUGCGAACUAUCUUGCAGCUUGGUUUUCCCACCGGGAUAUUGAAUACCAUUGGAUUGAGAAGGUUGCGGGACGACCAUCCAUUGUUGGAGUUCUGCGUGGUAGUGGAGGUGGAAAAUCUCUCAUGUUCAACGGUCACAUCGACACUGUCAGUCUCUCUAGCUACGAAAAAGAUCCCCUUUCUGGAUCCAUUGGGAGCAAGGAUGGCAAGGAAGUUAUCUUUGGACGAGGCUGCCUCGAUAUGAAGGGUGGUUUGGCCGCAGGUUUGGCGGCUCUCUCGGCCACAAAAGCCAGUGGUCGUGUUCCUCGGGGCGAUAUCAUCGUGGCUGCGGUAUCAGACGAGGAGGAUGCCUCGCAAGGAACUCAGGACCUAAUAGAGGCCGGCUGGCGUGCUGACGCGGCUGUUCUCCCUGAGCCAACCCAGGGGGCGGUCCUGACUGCUCACAAGGGAUUCGUCUGGGUCGAAGUUGAUAUCUUGGGAGUGGCUGCGCACGGGUCCGAUCCUUCAUCUGGAGAAGAUGCCAUUAUUUAUGCCGGAUGGUUCCUGCAGGCUCUGGAGGAGUACCAGUCCCAGUUGCCAACAGAUGAUCUCUUGGGUCAGGCAUCGCUGCAUUGUGGCUUGAUCCGGGGUGGCGAAGAGCCCUCUUCCUACCCUGAUAAAUGCACCAUCACAGUCGAGUUCCGUACAGUCCCAGUGCAAACAGAGGAAUCUAUCUUGGCAGACAUUAAAGCGCUAUUGGAGGGGAUUACGCUUAAGAAUGCUCGUUUCAAAUACGCCAACCCUCGCAUUACGAUGUCGCGACCGACGCAGAAAUUGCCGACUGAUCAUCCGUUUGUGCAGCAGACCGUUGCAUGUGCCUCUGCCGUCUUGGGAAGUGAGCCUGUCGUUGGGUCUGGACCCUUCUGGACCGAUGCAGCCUUGCUUGGUGCGGUGGGUGUUCCUUCAAUCGUAUAUGGACCUGCGGGAGAGGGUUUGCAUGCCAAGGAAGAAUGGGUUGAGGUUGAAAGUCUUCGGCAAUUUGAGAAUGUUUUUACUCAACUUGUACAAGACUUUUGCUACUAA